CCAACACACCCGAUGGUCAAGUCUAAUCUAACUUACACUUAAACACUAGAUACUUCCGCUAGUUUCACUCUGAACUCAUUUAACACACCUAAAUCCAUUACGCAGGAUUAGAACUUAUGUUUUCUGACUAUAAUUACUAAAUAUUAGCUUAAAUGUGAAGUCACUGCAUGGAAGUAGUUUAGUUUAGUUUAAAAACUGAUGAUAUUCCCCUUGAUGGAAGUAGUGGAGAGGAGAGAUUGGUGUCUGAAUUGGAGCUCUCCCCUUCAGCUCCCGGAAGUAGGAGGAGUAGCGGAGCAUCUCACAUCAGUGUCAUGAGCUGCACUCAAAGUCACCGGCACAGUGUUGUUUUCGAGUUUCUCCUGCUGGCCAGUUCGUCAGAAGAAAUAUUAUUUUGUACCUAUUCGAACAGAAACUGUAGGGUUAAGUUACCGAUUACAUAUUAAGCAUGUCACUGUGCAUACUGUAGCAUAUCUACUCAUUCCUGUAAGCUAGUAGCUCGCUAGCCAGAUCAUGUGGGCGCUGUGAAUGCACCCGGUUACGUCAUGUUUUGAAUAAGCACAUGGCAUGUUCAGAGUAUUAACACUGAUAUAUCUUCAUUAUGAUACGACGCUGUCUACAAGCCGUGAGGAGGUUUAUUCCUCAUUACCAUGCAUUGUUUCAGGAUGCUGUCUCUCAGCGGGGUCUGGCUGAAAGCCCGGAGCUGUGGUGCUCGGCACACCGGAGCGCGCGAGGCCUGUCGAAGAUGUCGCUAUGGCCCUUCAGUGUGAGCCCGCGGGACUUCAGCCAGCCCAACACAUCCUGGAAUGCAGAAAUGCAGGAAGUUUAUGAUCAUUAUAAUGCAUUGUGUGAGGUUAAGACUGAAGAAGGCGAGAAGAAGGGGCCUUGGCGCAAGCUUCCCAGUUACAACCGCUCUCUCAAAUAUGCUACAGGAGGAGUAUACUUGAGUAAAAUAAUCCAGUCUAAAGCUAGACUCUUCACAAGGAACAUAAAAGAGCAUGGGGCAACGUUUGAGUAUGUGGUUUUUAUGAACAAGCAGGAGAAGAGAUGUGUGUGUGCUUUUCAGGCUGGGCAUCUACUGGAGGGACCUCCCGGACAUGUGCACGGUGGAGCAAUCGCCACCAUGAUCGAUACGGUGACAGGCACUCUCGCUGGUUACCUGGCUGGGCCUAUUAUGACUGCCAACCUCAAUAUCAACUAUCGCAGUCCAAUACCACUGGGUAGUGUAGUUGUGCUUCACAGUGCUCUGGAUCGGACCGAGGGCAAAAAAAUCUUUGUAACCUGUAGAGUGACCAGCACUGAUGAAUCCAAAUUACACACCGAGGCUACAGAAAUCCAGAUUCAGCAGACCAGGCUACGUUUUUCCAGUCUUGAACUGCCCUUUUUUGGUGAGCCUGUGCCCACUGCAGCCUCAGCUUUCUGUUCUUGAGAUCUGUUCACUGGAAUCAGAUUUUUUCCCCAUUCUGAUGGUUGAUGUGAUCAUUACCUGAAGUGAACAAAUUGUGUCACUGUUCAAUUUCUUUGUACAGUGAGUGCCCUGUACAAACACACAAUAAACUGACACUGCCCACUUUAUGUACAGUAUGUAUAGCUUUUAUAUAUACCUAAUAAGCUAUCAUAUCUUUUUUUUUAAUCUUUUUCGUAUGUUUUUAUCUUUUGGGUUGUCCAUACAUCCAUGUGUCUGUCUGACAUUCUCGUUAGUCAUCUCAAGAAUGAGUGGUUGAAUAUUUCUAGGAUAUAUAUUCCAUUUAUAUGGAAUUAUCAUUGAAACCAGCAGAUGAACUGAUUGUAUUUUGUAAUUGAUCCAAACAGGGUCAAGGUCACAGCUAGGGCAAAUGUCUGAAAUAGGUUUUCAAUAGAUCUCACAUACAUACAGACAACAUACAGAUAACAGCUAUAGAUGCCAGGAAACAUUUGCUGAAAACACCUGCCAGCCUGAGUGCAGGAUCUCUCUAUUGUGCAUAGAAGUCUUAAUCGCUGAAUCACAGAGGGUGCACAUUCCAUUAAUUACAUUACAAUUACAUUACAAUUACAAUGAAUUCAUAGAUCCUUGAAAUUCUUUUCAAUGUUAAAAAUGAUAAAAUCACUCUGUCUGUGUCUCUC
Molecule: messenger RNA, 2100 nt
Organism: Pangasianodon hypophthalmus (striped catfish)
Lineage: Eukaryota; Metazoa; Chordata; Actinopteri; Siluriformes; Pangasiidae
Gene: them4
Product: thioesterase superfamily member 4
Exons: 6
Coding region: 599-1426 (275 amino acids)
Source: RefSeq, a predicted model, not a curated record